AUGAAUGAUCCGGUCGAUGCCCUACUUGCACUCUCAACCACUGCAGCGGCCAUUGCAGAGACCAACGGAAGAGCUAUACAGGAAGAUGAUCGGUCUAGCAGUUUGAGCGAACUAGAAGAUGCGCCUGAUCCUAUGGACAUUGAGGACGACAUUGAAGAAGAUGACAACGACGGCCCAGAGCCUGACUCGGACGAGGAGGACGAAGAUGAGCAGGAUCAGCGCGACAACAUUCUACUUCAAGCUACGGAUAAUAUCCCAGAUGGUGACUCGGAAGCUGAGACAGAACGACUCGAGGACUCCCCAGACAAAAUCAAGAGAACAGGUACAUUCCAAGUCUCACCUAGCAAGCUAGCCCAGUCCAUGAACGCUUCCGACGAUAUUCGCCCAGAGAUAGAAGAGCUCACAAACAGCGAGGCUUCAUCUCCAAUAACUCCAGUCGAGCACUCACCUGGAGAUGAUCUGAGCGAAGCGGAGGAUUUGGACGAGCUACAAAAUCCUCUCAACCUGCUUUCGCAAGCCGCAACUGUAUCCAACAAGAGAAAGAGAUUGAGCGAUGUCAUGGAUAUCACCACGGAAGAAAGGCCCCGCAAGAGGAGGACUGAUUCUCUCAGCGACGUCGAAGAUGAGUCCGAACCCGAGAGCGAACCCGACAAGCCUGAACCUGCUACGCGAGAACUUACUGUAGACCCAGAUGACCUGGAAGCUCAAGACCAAGAAGUGGAAGAAGCUGGACCGGAACAAGCUGAAGCUAGCGACGAUUCCAAGUCAAAGAAGAAGGAGAAACAUACCAGAUCGAGGAGUAGGAGAGGCAAGGAUCCUGCCGAAGAACCAGAAGACAACGACAACGAAGCCGAACUGAGUGACGAUGACGCCGAGGCUGAAGAGCAAGAAAUCACUGCUAAGAGCGAGGAAGAACAAGCACAGAAAAACGCUGCCUUGGAGGCCCUGGUUGCGCUCGAGAACCACUUUGCAACACUGCGAGACAAACUGUACGACGAAAAGCUAUUCCAGCUGAACCACGAGUUGAGCCAACUGUCUGCCACAGCUCCCACCCACUCCGAACUACUGAAACAAUUUGAUUGUGUGGACAAGUGGACAGAGGAAAAGCAGGACGUUGAACAGAAGCGUUUGGUUUUCAGGGUAGAAUCAUUGAAACGAGAGAGCGUGGCCAGACGAAGUCAGAUUCAUAGUGCCUAUCUUCAGACGGUACGAGAUAUUCGGGAGCGUCAUAUGGAAAACAUGGCCGAGCAUUUCUAUCGCAUCCAGCGUGAGCGCUUCAGGGCAGCCAAGGUCACUCCUACAUAUACCAUACCUUUCCCAGACAAGAAGAUCGAUCAGGUCAUUCAGCAAACAGCCUACAAUAAGGAAGUUUCCAUCCUGUCUGGAGUCGCGAAAUAUGUCGGGUUUCCCGCUGCGCCAGCACUCGCAGCUACGUCCUCCUCAGAUCUUGACUCCGAUCUGCAAAAGAUGGGUAUAUCCUCCAGGACAGCAGGUGUUCGAAAUGCGGCCACGAACUCACAUCGGCACAACACAUUGGGUGUCUAUCCUGCCACGGGCGCAAUCUCGGCACUCUCUUCUUCCGCAGCUGCAGCCAAUGCUUCAUCAGAACAACAGUUCAUAGAGUCCACCCCGUGGGCAAAUCCCAACCACCCUAUCCAUAGAUUAGGUCGACAGAGUGCGAACAGCAGCCCAUUCGCCAUAGACCGUCAGAACAACAAUCACACAUCGACACCAGCUCAUCAACUCAGGCGAAACAAUUUCACUCCUCAGCCUGUUGGUAGUGCCAGCACGAUAUUGGAGAACGCCUCAGCUCAGCCCACGCCCGGGACGGAUGCGCCCAGCAGUGCCAUGAAGCAUGAAUAUGGCACGAUCCACGCUCAAACGAACGGUAUUGCCACGUCCACAAGCACCAAUGGCGACGUCAACGGCGUCAAUGUCUCACCAAGUGACACUCGUCGUACAAUCAACAAUAUGCUCCAAGCAGGAAGUGCGGCAGCUGCUGCUGCAGGGCAUCAGCCGAACAACACACCUGGAGACGCCAUGUACUUGGGAGUAAACAGCAGUCCACUACUAGCCAGGGCGUCUCUGUUGUCGAAUCUGAAUAGAACGGCUAGUGCAACAGGUAUGAGAGAGAAUAUGCGCAGUCCGUUCAGGACGGACUUGGUGGCAAGUGGCGGGAUGGGGAGGUUUGGGUUUAGAUGA
This is a messenger RNA of Lithohypha guttulata, 2202 nucleotides long. RefSeq lists its product as uncharacterized. The record is from RefSeq and is a predicted model, not a curated record. Lineage: Eukaryota; Fungi; Ascomycota; Eurotiomycetes; Chaetothyriales; Trichomeriaceae. The transcript has 2 exons. Gene Ontology annotation, molecular function: histone deacetylase binding. Gene Ontology annotation, biological process: negative regulation of transcription by RNA polymerase II. Gene Ontology annotation, cellular component: Sin3-type complex. Bases 1 to 2202 code for a protein of 733 amino acids.